Molecule: messenger RNA, 696 nt
Organism: Talaromyces marneffei
Lineage: Eukaryota; Fungi; Ascomycota; Eurotiomycetes; Eurotiales; Trichocomaceae
Exons: 1
Coding region: 1-696 (231 amino acids)
Source: RefSeq, a predicted model, not a curated record
AUGGUUUCAGCGAAGGUCCUUAUUCUCGCCAGCUUGGCUGGUUGUAUUCUUGCACUGACUCCUCCGAAGGGGCUCAGUGCUGGAUCAUACCGAGCAUAUAUUGACGAUCUCGGACGUGAAGUUCACGAGCUCGUAGCACUUCCUAAUAGUGAAGAACUAAGCCCCGACACCGUCACCAAAUUCGUCACCGACGAGAACGCUCUCGAGAAGUUAAUCGCUCGCACAGAGAACGUCACAUCUGACCGUCAGGCCCUCUCGAAGCGCUACUAUAAUGCCAAUGACUACGGUUUCGGCGUCGGUCUCCUCGAUAUAUGGUGUGGCUGCGGCUUCAAUCUAGAUCAUGGCGAGUGUGAUGACGCUGUACAAGAUCUUAAGAAUCAAGUCGGUAGCUAUGCUGAGAUUCCUUUCAAUAUGGCCUGGUACUCUAUCCGCGGAAAUACCGUUGCCUUCGCUUGCACCCGGCCACAAGGUCAGAGUAUCCAAGAUUAUGGCCGACCGUCCGAAUUGAAUUCUGAUUACUUAACUAUUUCAUAUGCCGCCAUCACCGACUUCUGCGGAUGGUAUGUUGCAGGCACCUCGCUUUACACUGACCUUUGGGAGGAGGGUUACAACCGGCCAUUCGUCGGAUAUAUGCAGUAUCACGACGGUGAAGACUUUUGCGAGGAUUCGACUCUCUCCUCUGUAGAUCACUGCUGA